Messenger RNA from Passer montanus (Eurasian tree sparrow), 1173 nucleotides. RefSeq names its product progastricsin (gene PGC). Gene Ontology annotation, biological process: proteolysis. Gene Ontology annotation, molecular function: aspartic-type endopeptidase activity. The coding region runs from base 1 to 1173 and encodes 390 amino acids. The transcript is spliced from 9 exons. Lineage: Eukaryota; Metazoa; Chordata; Aves; Passeriformes; Passeridae. The record is from RefSeq and is a predicted model, not a curated record.
AUGAAGUGGCUCCCGGUGGUCCUGGCGUGUCUGCAGCUGGCGGAGGGGGCGGUCAGGAUCAGCCUGAAGAAAGGCCUGUCCAUCCGGGACAAGAUGAGGGCGGCCGGGGUGCUGGACGAUUUCCUGAAGCACAUCAAAUCCGACCCGGUGAAGAAAUACCAGCCCAGCCAGGGCUUCGUGGUGAAGGAGCCCAUAGCCAACCACCUGGAUUCCUCCUACUUUGGGGAGAUCAGCAUCGGGGAGCCCCCGCAGAAGUUCCUGGUGCUCUUUGACACUGGCUCCUCCAACCUGUGGGUGCCCUCCACGGACUGCAAGAGCCCUGCUUGCUUGAACCACGCCAAGUUCAAGGCCAGUGCCUCGGCCACCUUCAGCCCCAGUGGCCAGUCCCUCACCGUGUCCUACGGCAGCGGCUCCGUCACCAUCCUGCUGGGCUCCGACACGCUCAGGAUCCAGAGCAUCACCGUGACGGGGCAGGAGCUGGGGCUGAGCCAGGAGGAGCCCACGCAGCCGUUCUACUUCGCCGACUUCGACGGCAUCCUGGGCAUGGCCUUCCCCUCGCUGGCCGUGGGGGGCACGGCCACGGCCCUGGCGGGCAUGCUGCAGCAGGGCCAGCUGGCCCAGCCCCUCUUCAGCUUCUACUUCUCACGCCAGCCCAGCUAUGAGUACGGGGGCGAGCUCAUCCUCGGGGGCAUCGACCCCGGGCUCUUCCAGGGGGACAUCACCUGGGCGCCGGUGACACAGAAGCUUUACUGGCAGGUGGCACUUGAGGAGGUUGCCAUCGGGCAGUCAGUGACCAGCUGGUGCAGCCAGGGCUGCCAGGCCAUCGUGGACACGGGGACAUUCCUGCUGACCGUGCCCCAGGAGUACAUCGAGAGCAUCCUGGAGGCGCUGGGAGCCCAGGAGACCAGCUACGGGGUGAGUUACGCCGUGGACUGCAGCGACACCCCGAGCAUGCCCCCCAUCACCUUCGGCAUCGGCGGCGCCCGCCUGGCGCUGCCCCCGGCCGCCUACGUCCUGAACAGCAAUGGCUACUGCACCCUGGCCAUCGAGGUCACCUACCUGCCCUCGCAGGACGGGCAGCCCCUCUGGAUCCUGGGAAACGUCUUCCUGAAGGAAUAUUACACCGCCUUCGACAUGGCCAACAACCGCGUGGGCUUCGCCCUGUCGGCCUAG